AUGGUGGCCAAAACUAACCCAGGAUCUGUUGCCAAGUUUACAUAUGGAAGAAAAUAUUUCAAGUUUGAGACUAUGACAAUAUCAUUUGCUGCACCAAUGAAAGCCUUUCACGAGUCUUGCAGAAGUGUUGUAGGGUUUGAUGCAUGCCAUCUUACUGGCAAGUGGGGUGGUGUCUUAAUGGCUGCAACAACACUUGAUGGUGAGAAUAGAUUAGUGCCUCUAGGUAUUGGAGUGGCUAGAAGUGAAACCAAAGAAAACUGGUUAAUAUUCCUCAAAGAUUUGGCACCAGGAAUCUUAGCUCAUCAUUCAGGAAAAGUCACUUUCAUAUCAGAUCAGCAGAAAGGUUUGUUGGAAGCAGUUGCAGAGGUGUUUCCUGGUAUGCCCCAUAGAUAUUGUUGGAGGCACAAUUACAAGAAUUUCAAGAAAACUUAUAAGUCCCCCACAUUGCACAGCUCAAUGUGGAAUGCUGCCAAAGCCUACAAGAUAAAGCAUUUUGAGGAACACAUGACUGCUAUGUACCAAGAAAAUGCUAAAGCUGCAGAGUAUUUUAUGAAACAAGGUCACCAGAAUUGGGCUAGGGCUUUUUUUGAUCCCAUUAGUUGUUGUGAGCAUCUCAAUAACAAUUUUUCUGAAUCUUUUAAUUCAAUGGCUACUGAACUGAGAGAUAAACCUAUAGUUAUUCUUGGCAUGUUGUAUGGUGAGUUGGUGAUGAAAAUGUUUACAAAGAGAAGGGAACAAUGUACAAAGUGGAAAUCUGGAGAUUUGGUUCCUAAAGCUAAGGACCUUAUCAAAAAAAUGCUUGCCAUUAGUGAAAAAUUUCAUGUUCAGGCUAGUGUGGUUGGGGAGGUUUAUUUGGUCACCAACAGGUCCACCAGAAAAAUAUUCACAGUGAAUCUUAUAGAGAAGAAUUGCACUUGUUUGCAGUGGCAGUUUAGGGGAUUCCGCUGUCAACAUGUUGUGUCUUCAUUGAAGACAAUCUCACCAAAUUGGGAUGAGUAUUGCUCUCCUUACUAUUCAGUGGAUUAUUAUAGGACCACAUGUGCUCCAAAUUUUUUCCAUUGGAAGACAUUUAUGACUAUCCAGAGGUACUAUUCUAUACUUUAUGGGUUGUUGUGCAUUUACUUUAAACUUUAA
Messenger RNA from Papaver somniferum (opium poppy), 1134 nucleotides. RefSeq lists its product as uncharacterized. The transcript is spliced from 5 exons. Gene Ontology annotation, molecular function: zinc ion binding. NCBI's taxonomy places the organism in Eukaryota, Viridiplantae, Streptophyta, Magnoliopsida, Ranunculales, Papaveraceae. The record is from RefSeq and is a predicted model, not a curated record. The coding region runs from base 1 to 1134 and encodes 377 amino acids.